GACCCAGAAAAUAGGCAGUCGUUUCAAGAUCUGAUGCGGCAGUCUUUGUGCACACCGUCCCUCGCUUGAGCAUGAAGCGUAACCCUGUGGAAUACAUACUGUAAUUCAGAGGAGCUUUUCGCCUUGCGGAGGGAAAUUGUUUCUAAAGACGGAAGCUUAAGCAAAGUCGCGCAACUUUGAGAAAACGUAGCGGAUACGGACAGGAGGCAUGGCAGAUCAUCUGAUGAUGCCCAUGAAUCACAGCUCAGCGGGUGCCAGUCUCCACGGUUAUAGGAUGGGCAUGAAUGGCGGCCUGCAGGCAGGUCACCAGCAGCAUGCCAACCAGCAGGGAAUGCGGGCGCUGCCCAAUGGCCAGAUGAUGCACUAUGGAGGUGCCCAGGCCAACAUGGAGAGCGCCAUGAGGCAGCGGCAGGGCAUGGUGGGCGGGCCCAUGAACGGACAGCUGAAUGGAGCCCAGAUGGGUCACCACCAGAUGACCUCUGGUAACAUGAUGUAUAAUGGGCAGCCUCAGCAGCAACAGCAUCACCCUCAGCAGCAGCAUCACAUGCACCCACAACAGCACCAGCAACAAGCGCAGCACCCACAGCAGCAGCAACAGUUCAUGAACGGAGGGUUAACAUCCCAGCAGCUCAUGGCCAGCAUGCAGCUGCAGAAACUCAACACCCAGUACCACGGACACCCGCUGGGUCCAAUGGGUGGGAACCACAUGGGGCCCACGACCCAGUAUCGUAUGAACCCAGCUCAGUUGGCUAACAUGCAGCACAUGGCCGGGCCGGCGCUGGCCUUGAACGGCAUGGAUGCAGAUAUGAUCGACGAGGACGUCUUGACCUCGCUGGUCAUGGAACUGGGCUUGGACCGUGUCCAGGAGCUGCCAGAACUCUUCCUGGGCCAGAAUGAGUUUGACUUCAUCUCAGACUUUGUGAGCAAACAGCAGCCCAGCACUGUUAGUUGCUGAGAGGACGUAACUUGAAAUGGGGCACAAAUGGAGACAGAAGAGCGAGAAUUGUCCAGGAUGGACAAGGGGGGGCGCAUUUCUUCACUUUCUAUUUUGUGAGCACCUCCCUGUACAACUAAACCAGUUGUAGUGCAGGGUGCACACAAGAGAACUCUGGAUAUCCACAGUGGACGCACAGUGCUUGAGUUUCACAUGUGCUAGUGGCCAGAGGGUGGCUGGCUUCAAGGCCUAGGUCAACUUCUUCUCUUUCCUGGACAUGAAUGUAAUAAAGAAAUGCUGAAAAUUUUAAAAAAAAAAAGCCACUCUGAACAAUGCUAUGACACUAUGUAGCCUCUAAGUCUGGACUCCUUGACAGUUUACCAGUAAAAAAGGUGUAUUUAUUUAUUCCUAUCUGAGAAAACUGAUAUAAAGAACAACCACUUUCUGUGGUUUAUGAUUUUUUUUGAGAGUAGGUUGGGGGAGGAAAAUUGAAUUUAAGUUAUCUGCUUAAGAUUUUUCCCCAUUCUAUCUGGCGUAGUAUUAAAAUAAGCUCAGAUGACAACUUCAUCCAAAUAAGCCUGGAUUUUCUGUCACAAAAGUACAAUGUUGUCUCAUUUGAGCAGGAGUGUCAUCCAGACUUUAAAAAUGGUUCACUUUUGGUAAAGUGUUGCCUUUUUAGAUGUGAUGUUCUCAAAAAUCUACUGCUUGUACUGUAUGAAGCUGUAUAACUCCAACAUGUCCACACUGUUGUGUUCUAUUGGAGAUGUAGAACCGCCUUAAUCGCGCAGAUUCUUAUUUAUUGGUUGUUUAUAUUGUCCCCUUUUUUGUGGUCAAGAUAGGGGGAUGGUCUUUGUGAAAGGGGUUUUGAGGAUCAAUAAAAAUGGCCUGGAUAGAA
This is a messenger RNA of Amphiprion ocellaris (clown anemonefish), 1829 nucleotides long. RefSeq names its product Cbp/p300-interacting transactivator, with Glu/Asp-rich carboxy-terminal domain, 4b (gene cited4b). Lineage: Eukaryota; Metazoa; Chordata; Actinopteri; Pomacentridae. Gene Ontology annotation, cellular component: nucleus. The transcript is spliced from 2 exons. Gene Ontology annotation, biological process: regulation of DNA-templated transcription. The record is from RefSeq and is a predicted model, not a curated record. Bases 209 to 955 code for a protein of 248 amino acids.